AUAUGUUCUGUUGGUAAUUGUUUCAAUGCUAGGUUGUUGAUAGUUUAGGGUAGAGUAUACGCUUAAGGGGGAAAUCGGUUUUAAAGCUUGUCUACUGUCUAAGGAUUCUUGCCAGGAACUUCUAUAUUCGUUCAUAUUUCCGAAUGAAUAACUGGCGGAUGGAUUGAACUGAGCGAUGGCUGAAGACGUGGCAGGUAAGGCAUAAGAGAAAUCCCGCAUUGGCAUGAUUCACUCGUACUGUGGUGAAAAACAGAAUGGAAAUAUGGAAAUUGUCUGAAAACGCUAUUUAAAAUGAGUGUGAAAAACGAGUCGAACUGUAAAAAACUUGAUUUCAAGAUUGGGAUUGGACUUGUUUGGAAUGAGAGACUUGGCUUCACGUGUAAAGAGGACGUUGCCUUUCGUUUCUAACUUAUUUGUAAAAGCGGCUUUCAAAAUUAAACAAAAAGCGAAAAGAAAGAGGAAAAAAAGAAUCGCCUGCCCCAGGAGGAAGAUGGAGGCGAUCGAAGAGAGCACGUUGUAUGCGUUCAAGCCCUUUGUCUAUACUUAUUAUAACAGGGCCUCAAAAAGAAAACCAGCGGCCAGGAGCGGUCACAGGAUUGUAUGCAACGAUAAUUAUCUGUAUUUAUUCGGCGGUUACAACCCCAACAUCGUCACCACCGUUUGGGGGCCGAUAUCCAUGCUUUUAAGAGAACUCUGGAGGCUGAAUCUGUCGACAGGUAACUGGGAACUGCUGCCCGUCGAAAACAUCCCGAAGUACGUCGCCUCGAGUUCGGUCAUCCUCACGGGCGAUGUCCUCCUAGUCUACGGCGGUUCGGGCGUCCCGUUCGGGGCCAAUUCCAGCAACAAGCUGUUCGUCUGCGAUCUCUCCCUGGACGUGCUAGAGUUCACGGAAGUGCUGACCGUGGGCACCAGCCCGAUACCGGGAUACGGGCAGGCUUGUUUCUUACAAGACGGUAAACUAUUCGUGUUCGGCGGGACGACCGGCUACACCUACUGGUCGGACAUCGGCUCCCUGGACAUAAGGACGAACUGCUGGGAGACGGAAUACACGUGCGUCGGCCUGGAGAACGAACCGAGAGGCAGGUACAGGCACGAACUGGGAAACCUGCACAAUAAGACCUUCGUCCUCGGCGGCGGCACGUCCGACCACUCCUUCGGCUUUACGGAAAUCAACGUGUAUUCUCACGAAGACAAAUCCUGGCUGGCGGUUCCGGCUUCCUGCGACCCCGAACAAAACGAUUAUCCACUACCGAGGAGAUACCACAGCUCUGUCCAAUCCGACGAUAAGAUAUUUAUUUUCGGAGGUAUAUAUAACAAAAGAGCUCUCCAGGACACUUGGUCUCUCGAUCUGAACACACUCCAGUGGACCUGCGUCCGUUCACUCUAUUUUCCCUAUCCCACAUUCUUCCACGACAGCUGUCUCACCCCAUCAGGCAAAGUGUACACCUUCGGCGGUGUCAGCACGAAGGAACUGGUCAACCACUCCAUCGACGGAUUGAUCACCAAGGAGCAGGUUACAGAAAGGAGCGCGGACCUCUACUCCGCCUGGAUCUGCAUACCCAGCCUCAAGGAAAUCGCGUGGGAGGCCGUCUUAUUUUACCGAUUCCACGAAAACGAACACACCAAAGCUCUCAUCCCGACACCUUUUAGAGACCGGUUAAUCGAUAAAAGAUAACUUUUAUCUUUUCUAGCCCAUUGUUAAUCGAACCUUAUUGUUGGUCGCAAUUGUAUAAUUUUAAUAUAACUAGAAUUAUUUUAUUAUCGAAAUACAAUAAUCCAUCACUUCUUAAA
This is a messenger RNA of Cimex lectularius (bed bug), 1791 nucleotides long. Its product is annotated as kelch domain-containing protein 10-like. Gene Ontology annotation, molecular function: protein binding. The record is from RefSeq and is a predicted model, not a curated record. Lineage: Eukaryota; Metazoa; Arthropoda; Insecta; Hemiptera; Cimicidae. The transcript has a single exon. Gene Ontology annotation, biological process: positive regulation of stress-activated MAPK cascade. Bases 359 to 1675 code for a protein of 438 amino acids.